This is a messenger RNA of Setaria italica (foxtail millet), 5011 nucleotides long. Its product is annotated as F-box protein At2g26160. Gene Ontology annotation, molecular function: protein binding. The transcript is spliced from 10 exons. NCBI's taxonomy places the organism in Eukaryota, Viridiplantae, Streptophyta, Magnoliopsida, Poales, Poaceae. The record is from RefSeq and is a predicted model, not a curated record. The coding region runs from base 75 to 1496 and encodes 473 amino acids.
CCCCCAUCCUCUUCCCCCACGUUGUUGCCCCAUCUUCACUUUCCAGUCCCCUUCCAUCCCUAGCUCGCUCGAAGAUGCGGACCGCGGAGCAGCUCGCCGAGCCCCCCCCGCCGAGCCCGACACAACCGCCGCGCACUCGCCCCGCUUGCCGUGGUCGUCUCGUCCUCUCGUCUCCAGCAGUCUCCGCCUACCAAUCCCCCACAGAACGUGUGCUAUCAGAGUCUGAAUCUGCUACGGGAAGGAAGGGUGCGCAAAAGGCAACGAUGAAACGUCUCCGCAUCGCGACGGCCGGCGGCUCCGGCUGGUCCACCCUCCCAGGCGAUCUCCUCGAGCAGAUCUCCAGCCGCCUGUCCACCGACGCCGACCGCCUCCACGUCCGCCAAGUCUGCGCCCACUGGCGAGCCUGCACCUCGCCCCUGGCCGCGCUCCGCCCCUGGAUCGUGGCCCGCGCGGGCCCGUUGCCCACGUCCGGUCACCCGGCUUACUCCGCCUGGCUCCCCCGCCGCCUCCGCCAGCAGCGGAUGGUGGGGGUGCGCGCCGCGCCGGCCGGGCUCCCCCACUGCCGCGGUGCGUCUCGUGGCUGGCUCGCGCUGGUCGACGACAUCCGGUCGCCCACGCGGCUCGUUCUGUGGGAUCCCGUCUCCGGCUCCGAGGUCCCGCUCCCGUGCCUGAGCCGAGUCACCCAAGUAUUCCUCUCCGGCGACCCGCUCGGCUCGCCGGAUUGGAUAGCGGUCGCGAGUCAACGCGUCAGCACAUUGGGCACCAAGUUGUUCUUCUGGCGGCCUGGGGACGCCGCCUGGAGCUCCCUGUUCGAGCAACCCACCGCCGGGGUCCCCAGCGUCGUGUUCCACGGCGGGAGAAUGUUCUACAUGGACUUGAGGCAACUCAUCGCCGCUUACGACCUCAACCUCGGCGCCCCGAACCGCCGUCCCGCGAGUGCCGGGAUGAGUUACUUCGGUCCCAAGGUGGACAAGCUCUGCAGGUGCGAGCGCUUGGUCCACCUCGUUCGUGAGGUGCUCAUGGUGAGCUGCGACGGUGAGCUGCUGCUCGUGGUUCUGCGCGGUGCGACCGGCUCCCGGGGGGGUCGCCAACCUCCUUCCUCUCCUUCGCAGGUCUCGUCGGCGUGCUCGUCCUUUGCUGAGGUCUACAAGCUGGAUUGGACUCCGAAGGGGACGCCGAAGAUCGGUGAGCGGGUGACGGACCUCGGCGAGUACUCGCUCUUCUUGGGACUCAGCGAAAGCUUUGCCCUUUCUGCCAAGGAGUUCCCCGCUGUCAGGAGAAACCACAUCUACUGUGUUGCGCACCAUUGGAUUUACUAUAUUUACUAUCAGAAUCCUUAUCAUAAGCUGUCAGAUUGGGCGUUCGUGUUCGAUCUGGGAUCAGACACUUUGAAAGGAAUUCCGUACCCUGAAGAGCUCAGGGACGACGGGGCCAAGUGGUGGCCGUAUUACUGGUUAUGCCUCAGAAGCCCGCUAACGAAGAAGCAGCAGAACUGAGCACUGCAGCUUCUAUUUGGAAAUACAAUGCUAUACUGUUAGGUAAAUUUAUUAAGGUAAGGAAUUUCCUUUUGAAAUUCCGAGUCACUGUUUAGAACAGAGUUCCUUAUGACCCAUUCCCAUUGUCUAGUGCCCUCUCAUAAUGUAUGUAUGAAUAUUUGCUUUGCUCCUGGAAUAACCCUCUUCUAGUGUAUUGUUUCUAAUUUCAUAACUCUUUUGCUUGUUUUCAUAUCUGAACCAUGUCUAUAUACAAUCUGCAGAAAAACACUACUAGUACUAGUUGGCGUGCUAAAAAAACUUCUAAUUUAUUUUGUAAACAAGACAUCUAUCCCCUUGUUUGUGUUUAUUUUACUUCCAGAUCCUUAUCUAGGGAUAGGUCUGCUUUUCAAUUUGAACAUUUGACCACCUUUCUCCUUAAUUCCUUGCUCGAGAUCCAAAUCUGGUCUCUGACAAAAGUGUGUCUGCAUUAUCAUGGAGUUACCAGAAGGCAGGACACUUGGGUUUGUGUUGUUUCAUAUGUGAUUAACCUUUUGCACUGACGAUAUAAUACCUGUAAUGAAAGAAGUUAUUAUAAAAGUUUAAGGUGCUGAGAAAUGAUAUUCAGCAUAUCCAAAGACAGUUUAAAGAUGGAGUAAAACAAGUAUGUAUCGUAAUGAUACACCAAUGAGAAAACUGAGCACUGCAUCUUCUAUUUGGAAAUACAAUGCUAUACUGUUAGGUACCGUUUGGAUGUAGAUAUUCAACUUUGGAAUUAGGAAUUGGUAUUACACCUUAUGCAAAUCUGUAUCACUAUGACUUACCAGAGGCACUGGAGGUCCAAUAUGGAGGGCUUUUAAACAGAAAAGUGGUGCAAGUGUUUUCAACUUUUUAUUCAUUAAAUGAAUAAGAAGGGAAAAAAUGUUGCUAUACUUCACAAGGAAAGCAUUUGCGGACUAUGCUGAUUUCUGCUUCAAGACAUUUUGUGACAGAGUCAAGAACUGGAUGACAUUUAACGAGCCAAGGGUCGUCGCAGCCCUAGGAUAUGAUAUGAUGAUGGUAGAUUUGCACCUGGAAUGUGCGCAAAGUGCAAGGAGGGAAACUCCGCUACCGAGCCUUACAUUGUUGCUCAUCACCUGAUUCUUUCACAUGCUGCUGCUGUACAGAGAUACCGGCACAAGUACCAGAUAAAGAGUUCUAAGCAGUCUGACCUAGUACCUAACUAAGUUAUACAGGUUAAACAAAAUAAUACGUAUGUCAAUAUAAAGGAAUUGUAAAAGUCAACAGCACAAGGUUUCUAAACUGUUCAUGGUGAUCUGUACUCUUUUUUAUGGUUGAUUUGAUGAUUACUGAGUGGUAAAUAUUAUAGAGACAUAAAAGAGUAGUAUUCAGAACUGUUUCUAGAUUUUCUGUUCACACAAAGUUGCCUUUCAGCCUACACAAAAGGGAGGGAUUGGAAUUCUCCUGGAUUUUGUCUUGUAUGAGUCUCUUACAAAUUCGACAGCUGACCAAGCUGCGGCUCAAAGAUCAAGAGAUUUCCAUGUAGGAUGGUAUCAAGAGGUUGUGUGUAUACUGUGCAGACAGAUAUCACAAGCAACACUAUUGGAUAUCUGUGUUCCAUUUGAAAUCAUAUUUUGAUAAGAAAUUCCCUGCCCUGAAUAGAUUAUGGAACAUAGGAAUCAACUGAGCGUUUCACUCCUGGUUCGUCUCAGAAGAUGCUACCUGAAGCAGCAGUGCACAGCAAGCAAGUCGCAUGUCAUAAGCAGUUAGAUGCAUUCUUCUAGGGCUUGAUUAAAAAUACAGGAGUCUCCUUCGAAAUUUGUGCAGUGACUGUUUUGAUUACAGGAGUGUCCAUGUGAAAUUUCUUUUAGUACCUUGCUUUGCAAUGGAGAAGGUAAGACCAUAUAAGAAACUUUUUCCAGAAUUAGGAUUUAAUUAAAUCCGAAUAGCAUUACUUGAUGUCUGGUUAAAUUUCUUCUUGCUAGCAGUUCAUUUCCCUUUUUUCAUAAUAUGUUCUGAUUUUGUCUUGCAAACCUGUCUGUAAACUAUUUACCCUAUUUAUUUAUUUAUUUAUAAAUAUAUAUCUAGUAGAGUCCUGCCUUGCUAUUCUCCUAAAAAAUGAAGAAAUACAUAAUGCCAACCCUCCCAUGUCCUCUUCGUGAUGCUAUUAUCCAACCUUGAUUCAUAUGAAUGGCCAUUAUUUAUUUAAAGUGGAAUGCUCUAAAUGAAUAUUCUGAAUGUCAACAGAUGUGCUUUUCUGCAAUUUUUAACUUUCCUUCUCGUAUCUUUGUUUGCUUGUCUAUAUGCAUGACUGCUGGUACUUGACAUACCCUGUUAUGUAGAAGAGAUAGUGCAGGUGGCAUGCCUCAUGGCAUUAGCAGUUUGGAUCUGGUCAGCCCCUUUGUGUUGCUUGCUUGCCAAAUAUGAGAGAGAAUGGAUCACCUAUUGAACAUACUAUAGUCAUUGACACACACAUAGUGAUUCCUCAUCAUGCUCAUAGAUCUGUGCUUGAAGCUGAUCAGGUUUUCCGUGUUUGUCUUUAUUUGCUUCACAAUCUUCCAUUAGGCUUGUUUUUCUGAUAAUCAGAAAAUAAAAUUCCUUGUCCUAUUAGAAGAACCAUUGUUCUGAUCAAUUAAUAUGGAUAAAAUUUCGACAGAUGGUCUUCUGACUGGAUAUGAGAAUUCUGGCGAGAAACUCAGAAUCCUAAAUCAUAUUUAUUUAGUUGAAACUGCAUUAUGAAGCUCACCAUCAGCUCUAAAACAGGGUUCUAGGAUUUCAGCCAUAUGCCCUUCUGGUAUUUUGGUUUAAAAUCUUCUGACCCAGGCAACCAGCCUGAUAGUGUUACCAAUAUCAAGCUACGUUUUGGAUCAGUGAUGAUCAACUAUAGUUGCUGCAUUAGAGAAUUCCAUGGAGGAGGAAAACACCAAAUUUUAAAUGCUAGAAAUUCUAUAUAGGAAGAAAGCACUGAGGGAAUUCUUGAAGAAGGCAAAACAGAUCAAGGGAGAUCUCUCCAACGAGGAUGACCUUACUUGGUGGAGGGUACCAGGCAUAUACCAUUGAAGGAAUAUAAUGUCGUCUCAUUUCUGAGGAUGCAGCGUUGCUUUGUUCUCGGUGGUGAUGCUUCAGCUGGAAGGUCUGAGACAUAAGCUUCACGAUCUCAAAGUCUACCAGUGGUAGCAGUAGUUCUACUCCAGAAGAGUUGUGCAGCAAGGGAAUGUUUCUUUCGCCUAACUUGCACGAGGAAUCAUUUUGCAGUUUUGGCCUUGUAUUUUCUGUUGUUCUAGCGUUAAGGCAGUGUUUCAUAAGAGGAUGAUGCCCGUGAUUCAUGCCAACGUGAUGACUUGUGAGUUUUGGAUGUUGAUCUUAGGCAAAUUUGUGCAUAACUCCAGUAGUGGAAAUUUUUGUGGAUGGGGAGUCAUGCUUUGUGGGCUGUGAAGACCUGAAGCACGUGGUGUUGGUCUGAUUGGGCUGAUGAAUCUUUGUUAUGCCAACUUAAUUGCUACAGUACCAGUCUGCUCUGUUUCCUCUGUAUAGUGCUA